CGUUCAUGUCCGUCUCACGACGGCGACGACCACGCCUCUUCCUCUCCCUUCCCUCUUCCCAUCCUCGUCGACCACCUCGGCAGCUCGAAGACCGCUCAGGUGGCAUAUCGGGUCGCCAUGAACAGACGAGAGUCCACCGGUACUACUCGUCAGCGGCUGGAGGCCGUCGACGACCUCACGACGCUCGCUCCGGUGAACGAGGACAUCAUCGUAUCAUGCAUCCGCGAACGGUUCAUGACCGACAACAUCUACACUAGCCUUGGGACUUCUGCUGUUGUCGCUGUUAAUCCUCACAAGUAUGUCUCCAGUAAUUCCGACGCAGUGCUGCACAAGUAUGCUGCCGAAUACCGUGACACUUCUCCUGGCAAGACGCGUCUACCCCCGCACAUCUUUCAGCUCGCCAACAAUGCCUACUAUCAUAUGCGGAGGACGACUCAGGACCAAUCAAUUCUCUUGACCGGAGAGACUGGUAGUGGCAAGUCGGAGAACCGUCGUUUGGCGAUCAAAACGCUGCUCGAGCUCAGUGUGAGCCAGCCAGGGAAGAAGGGCUCGAAGCUCGUCGGCCAAGUCCCCGCCGCCGAGUUCGUUCUCGAGACGUUCGGAAACGCACGCACACUUUUCAACCCCAAUGCCUCGCGGUUUGGCAAGUACACCGAGCUGCAGUUCACCGAGCGUGGCCGCCUCUGCGGUAUGAAGACCCUGGAUUACUACCUGGAACGCAACCGCGUCGCCGGGGCGCCCUCGGGUGAGCGGAACUUCCACAUCUUCUACUACCUCGUCGCUGGGGCAUCGCCGGAGGAGCGACAGCACCUCCACCUGCACGAGAAGACCACGUAUCGCUACAUCGGCUUGCGCAAUGCGGGCGGCCGUGGGGCUGGGAGUGCUGGACGGAGCGAGGACGCCGUGAGGUUUGACCAGCUAAAAAUGGCGCUCAAGAACGUUGGCUUCUCGAAACGGCAUGUUGCGCAGACCUGCCAGCUAGUCGCCGCGAUUCUUCACCUGGGCAACCUCGAGUUCACCAUCGAUCGCUUCCGUAAUGAAGAGGCCGCCGUCGUCCGAAACACUGACGUCCUCGACAUUGUCGCCGACUUCCUCGGCGUACAACCUUCCGCUCUCGAAGCGUCUUUAUCAUAUCGGACAAAGCUCGUGAAAAAGGAGGUCUGCACGGUCUUCCUGGACCCCGAUGGUGCCUCAGACAACCGAGACGAGCUCGCGAAGUCGCUGUACGCUUUGCUCUUCGCGUGGCUCAACGAGCAUAUCAACCAGCGCCUCUGCCGCGACGACUUCAACACGUUCAUUGGCCUCUUCGACCUGCCCGGUCCUCAGAAUCUCACCAGCCGACCGAAUUCCCUCGACCAGUUUUGCGUUAACUUCGCGAACGAGCGGUUGCAGAACUUCAUCCAAAGAAAGCUGUUCGAGAGCCACGUCGCCGAGUACAACAGUGAAGGGAUCUCCCGCUAUGUCCCACAGGUACCCUACUUUGACAACUCGGAAUGCCUCCGCUUGCUGCAGAACAGGCCGGGCGGCCUCAUCCACAUCAUGGACGACCAGGCACGUCGCAUGCCGAAGAAGAGCAGCCAUACGAUGGUCGAGGCGUUCACGAAGCGGUGGGGCAACCACUCUUCAUUCAAGGCGGGAUCCAUUGACCGUACGGGCUUCCCGACGUUCACGGUCAACCACUUCACCGGCCCGGUCACCUAUUCGUCGGAGAACUUCCUAGAGCGCAAUCUCGAGGCACUCAACCCUGACUUCGUCUCCCUCCUGCGAGGCACGAGCGCGGGCGAGGGUCCUCCGGCGGACGGUUCCGGAUCAUCAAAUCCCUUCGUUCGCAGCCUGUACUCAGGCAAGGCGAUCGCGACGCAAGCGCACCCACGCGACGAGGACACCAUCGUGUCCGCGCAGCAGCCUGUGAAGCCCAUGCGCGCGCCGUCCGUACGCAGGAAGGGCACCAUCAAGCGCAUGCCGACCGUCAGGGAAAGCGGCGAGGUCGACGAGAAGGACCGUGAUGACGAGGAGCCGCUAGGUACGGCAGUACAGGCCAGCGGGCCACCGUGUGUGGCGGGCGAGUUCCGGUCUGCGUUGGACACGCUGUUCGAGACGCUGGAGGAAACACAGUCGUGGUACGUGUUCUGCGUCAACCCCAACGACUCCCAGCUCCCGAACCAGCUCGAGGGCCGCUCGGUCAAGGGCCAGGUCCGAGGCCUUGGCCUCGCGGAGGUGGCGAAGAGAUGUAUGUCUAUGUUCGAGGCGAACAUGACACCCGAGGAGCUCGUAGAUCGUUACAGUGGGCACCUCGCGGUGCUCAAUGUGCAUGAAGGCGAACCGCGGGAACGCAUAGAGCAAGCACGUACAGCACUGGGUCUUGAUGAGAAAGAUAUCGUGCUCGGUAUGAGCCAGGUCUACCUCUCGCAACAUGCGUUCCACGCGCUAGAGGACGAUCUGCGUUCGAAGGACACCGAGGAGCAGAAACGUAACAGGAUGCGGGAUGCGGAAGCAGAGGCCGGGCUCGGCCCACGAGCUCUCGGCGAUCCGUACGCACCGUACCUGACUCCCGACGCCGAGUCUCCUUACGAGGGCGGUUACAAUGAUCCGUUCGGGCAGUCUAACCAGCAGCUGCCGCUCGUGCAGAACGCCUCUCCAUUCCAGCGCGGGGACAUGUACGACGACUUCGACGAGAGGAAGUCAUUGCGCAGCGACGACUAUGAUGGACGGAGCGCAUACACGAGCCAUCGCGACGUGGAGACUGCGUCAGCCUACACCGAGUCAUACGCACCAUCUCGUAACAUGUUCCAAGACGCAGACAAGAAAGGCCUCCUCUCCGGUAAGGAGCCUCUCGCUGGAGAAAUCCAGGAAGGCGAGACGACGGAGGUUCUCAAGGAGAGCACACUGCGCCGGCGGUGGGUGAUGAUAUGCUGGAUGCUCACGUUCUGGAUACCUACUCCGCUGCUCGCAUGGGUCGGUCGGAUGAAGCGUCCUGACAUCCAACAAGCGUGGCGAGAGAAACUGGCGCUCAACAUGCUCAUCUGGUUCGUCUGUGGUUGUGUCGUCUUCGUCAUCGUCAUCUUCGGUGGUCUCAUUUGUCCAACGGCGCAUGUGUUCUCGACGAGCGAGUUGCAGGCGCAUUCGUACAAGAACAGCCCGAAUAACGUAUACACCUCGAUUCACGGCGAAGUCUUCGAUCUCACAGAAGUCGCCGUGACGCAUCUGACUGUCGUACCCGUCGUAGCGGAGAAGUCGGUCCUCAAUUAUGGCGGUGUAGCCUCGGAUGAUCUCUUCCCAAUUCAGGUUAGCGCGCUUUGCAAUGGUGUCAGUGGUUCUGUGAGCCCCUACAUCCAACUCAGUUCGGCCAACCAAACGGACGUCAACGCGCAAUAUCACGACUUCCGCGCAUGGACUGAUGACUCUCGACCUGACUGGUACUUCGAGCAGAUGGUGCAGAUGCGCUGGAACAACCGAGUUGGCUGGAUGGGCUACACGAUGUCUGAUCUCAGCAACAUGGCGAACAAGGGCAGCGCUGUUGGCGUUUACGACGGUAUCAUCUACGAUCUCACCAACUACAUCACGUCCCCGCCGUCAGUCGCUCCGCUUAACAACGAGGUGCUCCCGUCCGGUACGAAUGUCGACACACAAUUCAUGAGCCCAGACGUCGUUAGCGUUUUCCAGUAUAACUCAGGGCAAGACGUGACGAAGAGGAUCAACAGCCUCGGUUUGGACUCUCAGGUCCUUACGUGGCAAAAGACGUGCCUCCGCAACCUAUUCGCCAUCGGCAGGGUCGACACGCGCAAUUCGCCGAAGUGCCAGUUCGCUACUUACAUCCUGCUUGCGUUGUCUAUCGUCAUGGUCAGCGUCAUUGGAUUCAAGUUCAUCGCCUCGAUUAACUUCGGCUCGGAGCGCGCACCUGAAGACCAUGACAAGUUCGUCAUCUGCCAGGUUCCCUGUUACACGGAAGGCUUCCAGUCACUCCAGCGGACAAUCACCUCUCUCGCGAAGCUGAAGUACGACGACAAGCGUAAGCUCCUCCUGAUCGUUUGCGAUGGUAUGGUCGUCGGUUCCGGCAACGACCAGCCGACCCCUCGCAUCGUCUUGGAUCCGCUCAGCUUCUUGUCCCUUGGUGAGGGCGCGAAACAACACAAUAUGGGUAAGGUGUACUCUGGACUCUACGAGACAGCCGGCCAUGUCGUUCCCUACUUGGUCGUUGUCAAGUGCGGCAAGCCCGGCGAAAAGUCGAGACCUGGCAACCGUGGUAAGCGUGAUACACAGAUGUUGCUCAUGCGCUUCUUGAACAAGGUCCAUUUCAACGCUCCGAUGAACCCGCUGGAGCUCGAGAUGUAUCACCAGAUCAAGAAUGUCAUCGGUGUCAACCCGUCGUUCUACGAAUACGUCUUCAUGAUCGAUGCCGACACUACGGUUGAGCCGUUGUCGCUCAACAGGCUAAUCUCGGCUAUGGUGCAUGACAAGAAGGCGAUCGGUGUUUGCGGAGAGACUGAGCUGUCGAACGCCAAACAGUCCAUCGUGACUAUGAUGCAGGUCUACGAAUACUUUAUCUCGCACCACAUGGCGAAGGCAUUCGAGUCCCUAUUCGGUUCCGUCUCUUGUUUGCCGGGUUGUUUCACGCUCUAUCGUCUGCGUACGCCCGACACACACAAGCCGCUGUUCAUCUCGAACCAGAUCAUCGACAACUACUCCGAAAACCGCGUCGACACGCUGCACAUGAAGAAUCUGCUGCACCUCGGAGAAGAUCGAUACCUCACGACGCUGGUCAUGAAACACUUCCCGAUGUACAAGACGCUCUUCAUUCGGGACGCGCACGCGUACACGGUCGCGCCAGACGACUGGAAGAUUCUGCUGUCGCAGCGUCGGCGUUGGAUCAACUCAACGGUACACAAUCUCGGAGAGCUUGUCUUCUUGGAGCAGAUGUGUGGAUUCUGCUGUUUCUCGAUGCGGUUCAUCGUCAUGAUCGACUUGGUCUCGACGCUCAUCCAGCCCGUCACGGUUGCCUACAUUGUCUACUUGAUUUACCGCGCGGUCGGCGAAAAACAAGGCAUCCCAGUCAUUUCAGCCAUUAUGAUUGCUGCCGUCUACGGUCUGCAGGCACUAGUGUUCAUUUUGCGCCGCAAGUGGGACAUGAUCGGGUGGAUGGUGUUCUACAUCCUUGCCAUCCCGAUCUUCUCGUUCUUCCUGCCGCUGUAUUCGUUCUGGCGCAUGGACGACUUCUCGUGGGGUGCCACGCGUGUCGUCUUGGGCGAGGCUGGUAAGAAGCUGGUUGUGCACGAUGAAGGCAAGUUCGAUCCGAGGGAAAAUGAACUCUGGGACAAAGAGUCCAACCACAGUAUCGGCUCGUGGGUGCCUCCGACCAAGAUGAUGCACGAAGGAUACGCCGAGUCGCGCACCGGGUCCAUCUACGGCCGCGAGACGUUCUACGAGCCCGCCAUGUCCCGUGCGUACUCGCCAUCGCCCUCGCAGGCCAACAUGAUGAUGUACCCGCCGCCGGGCUACCACUCGGGGCGGAACACGCCGACGAUGUCCGUUGUGGGCUAUCCCGCACCUAUGGGGGCUCCACCAAGCGGGCUCUACCAGCCGACGCCGUCGCGGCCAGCGAGUAACUACAUCGGCGUGGACAUUCCGCGGACGCAGACGCCGGAACAGGCGGGCUACUUCGACGGGCCGUCGGAUGCGGAGAUCGACCGCGCGGUGGAGGACAUUCUGCGCAACGCGGACCUCGCGACGACGACGAAGCGCGAGAUCCGGACGAGGCUGGAGCAGCGCUUCGGCAUGGACCUGUCCGCGCGCAAGCGUGCGGUGAACGAGGCGAUCGACAGGGUGCUGCUCGCGCGCGCGGGCUGA
Messenger RNA from Fomitopsis serialis, 5844 nucleotides. RefSeq names its product glycosyltransferase family 2 protein. Lineage: Eukaryota; Fungi; Basidiomycota; Agaricomycetes; Polyporales; Fomitopsidaceae. The transcript is spliced from 11 exons. Gene Ontology annotation, cellular component: cell septum; myosin complex; cell periphery. The record is from RefSeq and is a predicted model, not a curated record. Bases 118 to 5844 code for a protein of 1908 amino acids. Gene Ontology annotation, molecular function: ATP binding; chitin synthase activity; cytoskeletal motor activity.